GGAAGUCGCAAGCCUUGUGUGAAUUCGUUUCUGCGGUUCAUACAUGGUGAUCUUUUUUUUCAUUCGGAGCCAGGGAAUCAAAACUAUGGGACAGUUUCUCUCGCUGUCUGGUGAGGACUUUUGACAGCACCCAGUUUGAUGGGAGAUCCACGGUGCCGUCGGAGUAUGCCAGGUGUCUCCAUCGCUGGCGUGCGUCAGGGUUUGCGUAGAGGAGAAGCGCGCGGCGGGCGCAGUGCGGUAGCAUUAGUUUGGUUGUGACCUGUUGGUACGCGGAGAGGGGGAAGUCGUGCCUUUCAGUCGUCCUACCUCUGCCUAAGUUCGCGGGCCACAGAGUGAUUUUGCGCAUCGUAAAAAGGGUGUCGCAGGCGCACAUGCACCAAUAUUUCGUACCUCCUGGUUCGCGUUAUCACCAGCAGCACUAGGAGCUGCAGAGCGCAGCAUUGAUAGAGUAGCACUCUGACUGUAAAGAAAGGAAAAUGACGGUGGAUGCGUUUGGAGGCGGUUUCGUCCGCAAGGAGCUUUACAGCGUAGCGGGGCCACCUCCAGUCGAUGUAGAAGGUGGUAUGGGCGGGAAUGGCUGUCUUAGCAACGACAGUAUGGGCAAUGGAUGGGCAUCAUCGGCGCCUGGUCAUGAUUCUAACGUUGCCUACUGCCCAAAAAGAAAACUAAGUUUUAUCGAAAAUCUUGCCCUAUCAGGGUCGGGCAGCGCAGCAUUGCCACCUUUAGGUACUCAUUUUGGUAAGAAUUUGGCUAGAAAUUAUCCUCGCGCAGUCUUUUGCAAUUCUUGUUGGUUCUUUAUCGCCUGAGGGAAAUAGCAUGGUUGUGUACCCAUGAUUCCCUCGCAAAAGCCGAAGGCGAUUACGAAACCAGAACGCACACUUGCUAAGUUUUUUUGCCUAUGACUCUUAGGUUUGAUGCUGGUAGCUUGCUUGGGGAUACAACUGUUUUCGGACAACGUGGGCUUCAAAGCGACAAUGUGGGCAAUAUUUGUCGGCUUAUUGGGCUUGGGAUUCUGCUUUUGGCUUUUGGUGUGGAUCUAUCAAUUUGAUGAGGGGACACAAAACAUGCAGGUCAUUUCAUUAUGACAAGAUUCAACUGAGAACCUGAAAAAACUGCAGAGACUCAAUCUACUGAGUUGUAAUCAUCUGUUGAAAUUUGGUUGAUCUACGUGACUGCUCGUGACUAUCAAUGGGUUCUUUGUCGACAUUGUUCGAGUUCUAAUCUCGGACGCUAUUUCGGAGGGUGCUGAGGGGUAUUUUGCGAUGCAGUACAAGACCAUCGAGCGGGUGACGAUAGUUUUUUCUAUGUUGCUGUUUGUGAUGUUUCUCUUUCGGGAGGCUGGGACCGGACCUGUGGGACCGAUGAGCAUGGCUGUUGUCACUUCAUUGACUUUUUUAGUGGGUGCAGCCUCAAGUGCGCUUAGCGGCUACGCUGGCAUGUGGGUCAGCGUAAGAACAAAUAUUCGCGUUGCGUCAGCCGCAAGAAGGUGUUACAAUGACGCACUUCAGCUCUGUUUUCGAGGAGGAGGCUUCACAGCAGUCGUGAAUGUGUCUCUCGUAGUCUUGGGCAUAGCAUGCAUGAUUCUCUGCAUUAUGUUCCUCAUACCCGGCCUCCAAUUUCACCAGAUGCCAUUGCUCUUGGUACUUCUUCUAUUUUCACAUUUUGUAGUUUCUCGCUCCUUCAAAUUGAGGUGCACUAUUAUACGAAUGAAUCUUCAUGAUCAUUGCAUGAGAGGACUUUCGUACAACCAUAAAUAUUAGGUAGGCUACGGUUUUGGCGCGUCGCUGGUAGCAAUGUUCUCACAGCUAGGUGGUGGCAUUUAUACAAAAGGCGCCGAUGUUGGCGCUGAUUUGGUAGGAAAGGUGGAGGCAGGAAUACCUGAAGACGAUCCUAGAAAUCCAGCUGUGAUUGCCGAUCUAGUAGGCGACAACGUCGGGGACUGCGCCGGGCAGUGUGCGGACACGUUUGAGUCUAUAGCAGCAGAAAUCAUGUUAUGAAGAAGACUUUGCUUCGAAAUGAGAAAGAGUUCUGCGCCAGAAAGUAAACGGCGACAGACAUCUUCGGGGGAGGAAUUUUUUUCUUGCCAUCAUAGCCUGAUGUUGUAUCCUUCAUUCAUAGCAGCGAUGAUUUUAGGCGGGGCGCUGACAGAAGAGGCGAAGCUGAUAUCGCAAAAUAAUCGACAUGGAUUCGUCAUUUUUCCGCUAGCAGUACACAGCAUGGACAUAAUCAUAUCUUCCAUUGGAAUCAUGCUCGUAAAAACAAGGAAAGGCUUGCCGGAAGGCGGCGCAGCAGUCGAGGACGCCAUGGGCAUAAUGAAGAGGUGCCUAUCAUGCUUCUAGUUUUCCCUGGCCAUUGCACUCUGCUAGUCUUUGCUUCGAAGAAGAGUUUCAGUAUAGUUCGGCAGCUUCAUUUGUUGUACCUCGCUGCAUGUUGCCACGACUCGCAUUUACAGCUUCUAUAGACAGCGACACACGAUCCUUCAGGGCGUACCUUGUUUCGUUAUCGCUCGGCGUCGUGGGUUUCUUCAUACUAUGCUGGUUGCUUCUACACUCCGAACAAGCGCCUGAUGCAUGGCUUUGGUAUUGCGGCUGCGGAGUAGUUGGUCUCGUUGCUGCAUAUUUGUUUGUCAUAAUAACGCAAUACUACACGGAUUAUGAGUUUUCCAAAGUACGUGGCAUUGCAGAGGCAUCGCUUUCUGGCCCGGCAACAAACGUAAUAGCGGGGAUGGCCGUCGGACUUGAAUCGACGGGUGCGGCGACACUCGUCAUAGCGGGAGCACUGGUAUUUCGUUCAACAGGAGAAGGAUUAAUAUUUUUCCUGGAUUGAUGAUGGUCAAACACCCAAGUUGUAGUUUGUUAUGCUUAUUAAAUAGUUCUGCCGCGUGCCUGAUCCUACUUUUUCUUUCGUUUUUCGUGCGAAGCCAGAUCUUCGGCGUUGUUCCCUUCUUUUACAGUGCACGUCCUACAACUUGGGAAUGCGGUCCGGGAUAGUACCGGGCAAUUCAAAUAGUGUAACAGCCGGUCUCUUCGGGACGGCCGUGGCAACGAUGGGUAUGCUCUCGACGGCUGUCUUCGUCUUAGCAAUGUCGUCUUUUGGCCCGAUAGCAGAUAACGCAGGAGGCAUCGUUGAAAUGUCGCAGCAGCCGGAACACGUGAGAGCGAUAACGGACAGACUUGAUGCAGUCGGCAACGUGACAAAGGCCAACACAAAAGGGUACAGAAUUGGCUCCAUCACUUCAUGAUAAAUUCAAUGGAUGCCAAUGCCACCAUAUACAUAGUAGUUACAUUACCUACUUCCAAAUAGGGUGGAUAACAUAUCUGUAUCAAAAAAAGAUUUGCACACUUUCCUUCUUCCACUUACUCUCGCAUGUUCUUCGUUCUCUAGGUAUUCCGUUGGCUCGGCUGCCCUGGCUUGCUUCCUGCUAUUUUCGGCUUUUCUCGACGAAGUUUCACUCUAUUCCGGCGUAAAAUUCGAGAAGGUCGAUUUGGCUAUCCCAGAGGUUUUUGUUGGAGGACUGAUCGGCUCGAUGUGCGUGUUUCUGUUUGCGUCUUACGCGAUGACCGCGGUCGGGAAAGCAGCACAGAAGGUGGUGCAGGAAGUCCGACGCCAAUUCCGCGAGAUUCCCGGGAUCUUAGAGUGGCGGCAAAAGCCGGAUUACCGGACCUGUGUGAAUAUAGUUUCCAAUACGGCAUUAAGAGAAAUGGUCAAGCCUGCGCUCCUCGCAACGCUGUCACCGAUUCUUGUCGGCUUCAUAUUCCGCCAUGUCGGCCAGCAAAGAGGGCAGCCUUUACUAGGUACACUACACACACUAAAAGCACAUGUGUUGGAAUAAUAGGGAAGUAAUAGGUAGUUGUAGUGUCAACUUCAAAGAAUGCGUAUUAGUGCGGGGUUCAAGUAGUAGCUGUUCUACUAAUAAACAACACGACAAUAUCACCGAGGUGCUGAAGCGGUCGCAAGUUUCAUGAUGUUUUCAACCGCGACUGGGAUUCUGAUGGCACUGUUUCUUAACAACGCGGGUGGUGCUUGGGAUAACGCGAAGAAAUACGUUGAAACCGGCGCUCACGGGGGCAAAAAUAGUGAAGCGCAUAAGGCAGCAGUUUGCGGAGACACUGUGGGCGACCCUUGCAAGGACACGGCAGGCCCAAGUGUCCACGUGCUCAUCAAACUCGUGUCCACAGUGACAAUGUUAUGACUAGUGUUUGAUCUUUUCCUUCCGCUCCAAAUGCAUGACAACAUACUGGAGAGGAUCUUUGUCCAAGACUUGAGUACAAGUCUGAAUAAGAUCAAGGUCCUUAGUACAACUUCUUUAACUGGUUAAUUUCCAUCGUCUUACCCCCCUUGCUUAAUAUCUCAAGUACAACUUCUAACAUUGGUCGUGACUCCCUUGUUUGUCGGGAAAAAUUUCGCCACACCAAAAACGCCAUAGAAAGGAGAAGUGAUGUUGCGCAUAGAAUGAAUCAAGCCGUUCACUUUCUUGAGCCUCCGCGUGCAAGAGCUCCCAGGAUCCUGGGAGAGUGAUAGCGAGUGACGAGAUGCUUUGCUUUUUGUCGAGUGGAUUCCAGUCUAUCUUCUACUUCUGCGCGCAGCUUGACGAUGGAGGAUACCCUGCUUUGUCUGACACGUAUUUUUCGUACGACAGGGUUUACGUGCGCGUUAUUAAUCACCAUGCCUAGCAAUUCUUGCUGAUGGACCGCAACCACGACUCAUAUGCCAACCCACCUACAAGGGUUAUUUUUCAAACUAUUGAUUUUCUGCAAGUACAAAAGCUUCUUCACGAGAACUGCAAGAAGGAGGAGUGUUUCUGUCAUGGGAGGUUUCGGAGCGUGAUUCAUCUCCACCGAGGUGGCAUUGUAGUAUUUUUUUGUUCCUUCGGUGCUUGCGUCGCAUACUAGAGAAGCUGAUGAACUCAUUGUCAGCCUUCUCGUAUCGAGGCACACACUACAUGCUCACUCAUCAUGUGUAUAUCUUGUUGGGCUAAAAAAAGUCAUCAGCAAGCUGCAAGUCAUUUUUUUCGAAUUGUCGUUUGAUUGACCCCUGUCCUUGAAGAGGGUUUCCUUAUGUCAAAGUCCAAGACACUUGUUAGAACUAAUACAUCAAGAACAUUGCGAUUGCCUACUAGAACUAGUAAAAUUUGUGGCAUGGAGAAGUCAAAAUGUCACAUGAUCAUUUGAUUCUCCAACUGGGCCACAACAACCCAGAAUUAUAGGAUUCAGAAACCGUUCUCUAACUACACGAAAUUUGUUGCAUGACGCUCGACGUCCGUCGUCAGUCGUGUUGGCUAGAAUGUUAUUGAUUAUAUCCUCGCUAUUCUCGUCGACCUAAGCACGCUGAG
Messenger RNA from Amoebophrya sp. A25, 5332 nucleotides. NCBI's taxonomy places the organism in Eukaryota, Dinophyceae, Syndiniales, Amoebophryaceae. The record is from the annotation of a GenBank genome assembly.